This is a messenger RNA of Anopheles arabiensis, 5247 nucleotides long. RefSeq names its product protein PAT1 homolog 1 (gene Patr-1). The transcript has a single exon. The record is from RefSeq and is a predicted model, not a curated record. Bases 337 to 3438 code for a protein of 1033 amino acids. Gene Ontology annotation, molecular function: RNA binding. Lineage: Eukaryota; Metazoa; Arthropoda; Insecta; Diptera; Culicidae. Gene Ontology annotation, cellular component: P-body. Gene Ontology annotation, biological process: P-body assembly; deadenylation-dependent decapping of nuclear-transcribed mRNA.
GUGUCGUCGGUUGUCAUUUAUUUGUUGGUUCGAUGGAUACAGCAGGAAAAGGAUUUUCUGUCGAUGCACAAGUGUUUCACCAUCGCAACUAGCGUAGAUGUGAUUGUUUUUUGCCAAAGGAUUUAGUGCUUUCGGAUUCAGUAAUGAUCGGAAAGCUAGCAAAACGAAAGUAAUAGUUCAACCGUAGCAGUGACGCGGCUGUUGUGCAGUUUCGACCCCAAAACCGAAUGCCCGAACCAGUUUUGCUGUGUGGUGUGGUGGUGGUGCUGGAUGGAAAACUGUGAUUUGUGUUGCACGCCUUGACCGUUCGUACGGAUGCAGUGCUAAAGCCCAGUGAUGGAUUCCUUUUUCGGCUUCGAUACCAGUCUGCCGGGUGAGAACGACGAGGAGGAGGAGGAGGAGGAAGCUCGCCGAUUCUUCCAGGCAGCACCGCGGCGCACCGCCGAACUGCAUUCGCCGCUGCAGCGGCGCCGAUGCAAAGAAGACAUCUCGGACGAGGAAGAGUAUGACGCCCUGAAUGACGAAACGUUCGGUGCGGCGGACAAGGGCGACUGGGAGGACAUCCACGAGCAUCUCGUGCGGCUGGAAAGUGGCAGGAAUGGGGGGCGAACCGGUUCCUUCCUUGGGGAGGAUGAGGACGAUGGGGGCAGCAGCAGUGUCGAUCUGCUGUUUGACGACUACGAGCUGGAUCUGCAGCUAUCGAAGCUUAAUCUCUUCUAUAGCAACAACAAUCACGGCAACAGCAACAACAACAACAACAGCGAGAGCGGCCGUAGCAGUGUGGUGGCCCAAAGCAUUGGCGAUGAGUUCGCGAGCAAGCUACGGCUGGAUCCGAGCAUCUGGGGCAGCCCGGCGAAGGUACCGGCUCCGGUGCAGCCACCGUACAGCGAGUAUAGGCCCAGCGGUACGCCAUUUUCUGCCCUGCCACCACAGCAGAGCGCCUUUCGACCACCGGAACCGGCGCAUCCGAUCGGGGGAGGUAGCCUGCCGCCAAAACCGCCUCCCUCACUGCCACCGGGCUUGUUUCCACCCAUGAAGAUGCUGUCAGUGGAGGACAUUGAACGAACCAUCAUCCAGCAUCAGCAUCAGCAAAAUCAGCAUCAAAGUAUGCUGCAAAAGCAAAUGUCACAGCAGCAGCAGCAGCAACAACAACAACACCAACUCCAUUUCCAUCACAACCAAUUUCACCAGCAGCAGCAGACACUGCAACCAUUCCGCACACCGGCACCGGUCCCGGCCCAACCACCACCACCAGUGAAAGCUCGCGAACAUUUCACACCCGCCAAGGAGGUAAAGAGUAUGCAGCCGCCGAUCCCGAUGAUCUCCUCGCCAGUAGCAGCACCACCGUUACGGGUACCACCGGCGCUGCUCACCCCGCCGCCCUCGCUGCUGGGCGCCCGAAACGCCGGUCCCGCUGCCCUGUUCCCGCCCGGACCGUCGCAGCCACCACCGCCGGCACCUCCGCCUCCCAUGCUGAACAACGCGAACCGUCUUCCGCUUGGUUUGCUGCCAUACAACAUGCUAGCCGCCCGACCAUACUCGACGCCAAUCAACAACCUGGCGAUGCAUCCGGCAUUCCCGCAGCGCUGCUCGUACGGUUCCCCGCUGCAAGGGUUUCUGGGUGGCCCCGGCCCGGUACAGAUGGGUCCGCCACCGCCGCUACCUCCCCGCCAUCCGGGACCAGCGCCGGGUGGGCCGCCGCCCUUUUUGAUGCAGCGCAGCCCGACGCCCCUGCCGACGAACCAGUUCAACCAGCGGCUGGUGCAGGAAAUUCAACAAAACCAUCCGCUGCUCGCGUUCAACCGACAGCUCGCUGCGGCCAGCACGCUCAGCGUUUGCGGCAAUGGCGUGAACAAAGCAGCCCCGCUAGUAGCUCUGCCAAGGGCGAGUUUUAUGAAGCAGCAGCACCAUUUCCAGCAGCAGCAGCAGCAACGAUCCCGAGUAGGCAAUGGAAUGCCAUCGAGCACUGCAGGCGGCGGGCAGCCAGAGGAGCGCGAUGAGUACGCAAACAUGAUGAGCAAUCGCGACAAGCAGUGGCUAAUCGGGAUACAGCUGACGCAGCUCAACUCGGACGCGCCCUACUUUAACGAUUACUAUUUCACCGUGUACAAGCAGCGGCUGGCAGCGGCGAAGGGCGAGGGCGAUAAUCGGAUCUAUCGCGAAAAUCAGCUCAACCAUCCGUUCACCCAGCCGAAGGAGCAUGCGCAGCUGCUGUUACUGUCGCUGCUGUCGAAGAACGGCAAGAGCGGACUGCUCGGCACGAACCGGGAACGUCGCAGUUCCGAAUCCCGCUCGUACCCGAACGGCGGUAGCGAGGGAAAGGAUGGCUCAGCGCCGGCGGGUGGUGGUCGAGCGUAUACCCCGCUCCAGUUUCAAAAUUCGCUCGGCAAGCUGCAGUGCGGUAGUGUGAUAGCGCCGCGAAAGCUCAUCGACGCCGACGUGAUGGGCAGCGACCAGCUGAACGGAAAUGGCGUGCCGGCACUUGAACCGCCGCCCGCCGCUAUCCAGCGCAAAGCUCGCCAUGUGCUGCUGCUCAUCGAGACGCUGUACAAGCUGGUGCUCAAGCUGGAAGAUCUCGGCAAUCCCGUUGCGAUCGAAGCGAUGAAAGCGCUGCGCGAAAAGAAAAUGCGGGAGCGAACCAGCAGCACCGGCAGCGGCAGCGGUGUGGCGUGUUUGUCAGAAGCGGGCGCCAAGAUUGGUUCAAACGACGGUUCCACGAUUGCGUCGCUAUCGAGCGAUUCCGCGCCGAGUGAGCCGCUCGAGCCGGAAGAGUCGUACGACGAGCUGGCCGGGUCGCUCGUAGCGCAGCUUUCGCAGGACAAAAUCUCCUCCAUACUGGCCGUGCGCAAGGGGCGCAUACUGCUGCGCCGCUCGUUGGCCGUCCUGCACGAGCAUCCGGGCCGGUGGAUGCUGUGGGGCAUGAUCUUCGUCGCGCUGCCCUCCCUGCCGAGGAAGGAUCGGGACGAUGCGGACGGGCUGCUGCUGACGCUGUUCGGUGAGUUCGAGCGCCAGCUGCGGUACGGCACGAUCAAGGAGCUGCUGCUGGUGGCGAAAACGAUCGGCACUGCCGGCAAGGUGAUGCAGUGCAUCGUCAGCAGCAAGUUCCUGCUCUCCUGCAUCAUCACGAUCAUCUUUCAGAUGGAGAUGUUCUGUGGCAAGAACCCGUCCGCGCUGCUGAAAGCUUCCGAGGAUGGCUGGUGGGUAUCGUUCCUCGGGGACGUGAACCGCAUUGUGAAGGAAAGCGUGGGACCGAUCCGCAGCAGCAGCAUUACGAUCAACCCGGACAACAACAUCGUCCGUACGCUGAUCGUGCACUUUGCGCGGUUCGGCACGCGGGUCGAUGGGACGGAGCUGCUGAACUUCAUUACCGACAAUGGGAACGGCAAGCCCAAGUCGGGUAGGAAACAGUCACUGCAAGAGCCAGGCGUUGCCAAGUGAAGAUAAUGCGCUUAACCUUGUGGAGCAAGGAGAAGUGGGGCGAAAAAAUCCGUUUUUUACCGUUCCCCUCUUUGCAGGAUAAAGAUGGUACUGUUACGCGCGCACAAUGCAACGCAUUGAUAAUUAAUUCGAAUUGGUAAUUUAAUGAUAGUCACGUAAGAUGAUUUAACCAACAAAUCCCGUUAAUGUCGAUACUAAGCUUCGGUUUUUUUAAAUUUAAUUUAAUUGCUCUCAAUCUGCUUUUCAAUAAGCGAAAUAUUGCGAUAUUACCAUAUACAUUUUAAUGUGAAAAUCUAGAGAAGACUAGUUUUUAGCCUAACACACACCCACACACACACACAACCUCACACUUGUAAAGUGUGGCAAGAGAAGAACUGAUACUGCGUUGUCGAUGAUCAUUUAAUGUUCUUUAUUUAUUAGGCUUUGCGUAUGUAAGACACACGUGUGUGUGUGAAAAGGUAGCGUAAACUGAAUUGCGUAAACUCUGUCACACGCCGAAAUUAAUAUAUUCCAUGCUCCUCUCCAUAUAAACCCCUGUGAACCGAAUGGUAUCGUUAGAUAUUGCUUUUGCAAACCGUGUUAUAUAGUCAUUUAAGUUAGGGCACGACCUAUAAAGCCCCCCCCCUCUUACCUCCCCGGUUAGGUUAUUAGGUUAUCCGCAUGUCGUGCUCGUGCUGAUAUUUAAUUUCGCCCAUAGUGUUUCGCGCAAACAAAGCCAGCAGCCCGUACGGUUUGAAUAGGAAUGCGAAUCGAUCGAAUCGAACUCUUUAGUGUAGUGUAAGUUAGUUAACUGGCCAAGGAUGACAGUCUCGAUGUGCAAUGUGGCAGGGUUUUCCCCAGGCGUUCUCAUAGCUGUGGGACACUUUAUUGACUCUUCCUUAAGUAAAAUGUAACGGGAAUUGGACUCUAUAGCACCCUUGUUGGACAUAUCCAAUAGGAAUUUCCAACGAACCUUUCCAAAAAGGGUGCAAUAGAGUCCAAUUUCCGUCAUGUGAAGUUCACUUCCCAAUUAGAAAGAGUCAAGGAGUAGUGUCUCAUAACUAUGAAAAAACCCUGUAAACUGCAUUUGAGCCACUUUGUUACAUCCAUCCGCCCUUUACACAAUUAAGCUUCACGUGCAAUGAGGAAUGGGAAGAGUAGCAGAACACUGUAAACACUGUCCGUGCCCGCUGACGGCACUAUAAAACGAAACAUUAAACACACAUUCGUCUCUUCAUUCAGUACUACCUAAAUCUAUAGAUACAUAAUUUUAUAGUUGAGUGCAUUUACCUGAACUUGUUUUUAGACUAAUCUUUCGAUAGCUCCUUUUUUCACGUGUCCGUUGGUGUUUAUCACUCACUGAACUUCUUUACACGAUUACUUCUUUCCUUUUCAAAUGUACCAGCUAGAUGUACUAUGGCACUGCAAUCACUUUUCGGAGAACUUAAAACCUAUUACACAACUCACAUGAAUUGCUUUGAUUUCUCUACCUACUUUCCAAUAUAAGAACGGUUUAAAACAUGUGAAGAGAGCCAACAUGCCAAGAAAGCUGUGUAAAUGAGCAUUUUAGGCUAUAAUCCUGAACAUAAACUUAAACACUGAGCAGCAUAAAAAAACUGCAAUUGAGUUAAACUAUCCAUGUAAAAGCUCUGUAAUUAAAAAGCAAUUAAGCGCAAAUUCCGAAACAUGCGAUAGAGAAAAUGUGUCUAAGAAAAAUGAACAAAAAAAAGGAGAUAUCCACGAUGGAAUUGUCGAAAAAGAACAAACAAAUAAAUCGAACUAAUUUUUUUUGGGUUUCUUUUGUUAUGAUGCUUAUGAACGCGAGCAAAA